GUUGAAAACAAAAGUAUUUUUUUUUUCAUUCUUUUUUCCUAUUUUCUUUUUCAAAAUGCUUCAGGGUAUUAGUAAUAUAUUUGUUAGCAUCCGUUCCAUUACGCCGGCGCAGCGUGCUGUACGGCAGAAACAUGAGAUGCCCGAGCAUCUAAAGAAAGUGGAAACGGCAAAGAAUCCUCGUUUAUCGGAUAUAGUCAUGUACAACUACCACAAAGCUGCCCAAAUUAUGGAGAAGGAUUUAGUCAAAGAGAUGGAUCAAUAUGCCCAUUUUAAGCCAGCUGAAAAGCAGGCGCGAGUAACUGCCAUUUUGAAUCUGAUAGGCAACGUAACCAGCUCGCUCGAGGUGAGCUUUCCCAUCAUUAAGAACAAUGGCAGCUACGAGAUUAUAACUGGGUACCGAGCACACCACGUGCGCCAUCGUCUGCCCCUAAAGGGUGGAAUUCGGUUCGCCAUGGAUGUGAGUGACCAUGAGGUGAAGGCAUUGGCAGCUAUUAUGACAUUCAAGUGCGCCUGUGUCAAUCUACCUUUCGGCGGCUCCAAAGGUGGCAUUCGAAUCGAUCCGAAGAAAUACACGGUCAAGGAAUUGCAAACAAUUACGCGCCGCUACACCAUGGAGCUGUUGAAGCGUAAUAUGAUUGGCCCUGGCAUUGAUGUACCUGCGCCAGAUGUGAAUACAAGUCCGCGCGAGAUGAGUUGGAUCGUGGAUCAGUAUACCAAGACCUUUGGCUAUAAGGACAUGAAUGCGGCCGCAAUUGUAACGGGAAAGCCCGUCCACAUUGGCGGCAUCAAUGGCAGAUUUGAGGCAACUGGGCGAGGGGUAUGGAAGGCGGGCGAUCUGUUCUUGCAGGAUAAGGAGUGGAUGGACUUAAUCGGUCUUACGACUGGCUGGAAAGACAAGAAGGUCAUUGUUCAAGGCUUCGGUAAUGUUGGCUCAUUUGCAGCCAAGUUUGUCCACGAAGCAGGCGCCAAAGUAAUUGGUAUUCAGGAACAUACUUUUUCAUUAACUAACAAUGAUGGUAUUGAUAUCAAUGAUCUCAUGGAAUAUAAGGCGGAAAAGAAAACCAUUAAGGGCUAUCCGAAAGCCACUGAAACCAAGGAGGAUAUCCUAACUGCGGAAUGCGAUAUAUUGAUCCCGUGUGCUACACAAAAGGUCAUCACUAGCGAGAACGCAAACGACAUCAAAGCUAAAUUGAUUUUGGAAGGCGCCAACGGACCAACUACACCAGCUGGAGAGAAGAUUCUUCUGGACAAAAAAGUCUUGAUCAUCCCAGAUUUCUAUUGUAAUGCUGGCGGUGUCACGGUAUCCUAUUUUGAGUACCUGAAGAAUAUAAAUCACGUAUCGUACGGCAAAAUGAACUCAAGGAUAACCUCGCAACUCAUUCACGAAGUUGUGAAUUCGAUUAACCAGUCGUUUCGUGACUGCGAUAAUAUCCCUAAAGUCGAGCCAACUGAAAGCCUUCAAAGGCUGCGCGACUGCGCCAGGGAAGCAGACAUUGUGGAUUCUGCCCUACAAACUGUUAUGGAGUCAUCGGGUGCUGGCAUUAAGGAAACAGCAGAAAAGUUUAAGCUUACCAAUGAUAUACGUACUGCUGCCUAUAUUUAUUCUGUAUUUAAAAUUUUCCGAGCAUUGGAAAGCUCCGGCAUAUCACAGCAGUAAAAGGUUCAACUCUGGAUAUUAGUAUAUGUACAAUAUAUAUGGAUAUGGAGCUCGAAAGCUACGAAUGUUUGACGCUAUCAAAUACCGGCACAAUUUAACGUAAUGGAAGAACUUUAAGAAAUUAUUAUAGAAGCAUGCUAGACAUACAAAAUUAAGACAUAUUAUUCUUACUUUAAUGAUGUUCUUUUUAAAUUAAUCAAAGUUAACAAAUUAUUUGUAUGAAAAAUUACCACAA
Drosophila hydei is the source of this 1892-nucleotide messenger RNA. Its product is annotated as glutamate dehydrogenase, mitochondrial-like. The record is from RefSeq and is a predicted model, not a curated record. The transcript is spliced from 4 exons. Lineage: Eukaryota; Metazoa; Arthropoda; Insecta; Diptera; Drosophilidae. Gene Ontology annotation, cellular component: mitochondrion. Gene Ontology annotation, molecular function: L-glutamate dehydrogenase (NAD+) activity. Bases 56 to 1657 code for a protein of 533 amino acids. Gene Ontology annotation, biological process: L-glutamate catabolic process.